CCCCCUUUUGGCAUUGACAUUCUUUGUCGCUUUUGCCUGCGACAGUAGUUUGAUGAGAAAUCGGGCAAUGCAAAGUCUAUGUACGAGUUUUUAUAAACUCUUCGUAACUUUGUUUUUUUUUUAAUUGCGAACGUAUUCAGUUAUAUCGGUUUCUACUCUUUAAGGAAUAAGUGAUAUGAUAAAAAAUCUAUAGGAUUUUAAAGGGGUGGUUUUAUUUAUAUUUGGACAACUUGUGUGUGCACUAGUGAACAAAAUGCUGGAAUUUUAUCCCCAUCAUCCUCAUCACCAUUUGGGUUUGAAUUCUGGAAUGCUUCAUGGUGAACAUGGAGGACCAUUACCAGGAACUGAAUGUAAUGGUAGAACAGACUUGCCGAACCCGGCUUCCGUCAUCAAACGGGAACAAUUGCAUGAAAUCUGCGAAUGUUGCGGUCAAAAAAUCCAGGACCGGUAUCUUAUGCGAGUAGCGGAUGCUAGUUACCACGAACACUGUCUUUGUUGUAGCGUAUGUGGAGUUCUACUGUCACAUUCCUGUUAUACUAGAAAUAUGAAACUUUAUUGCAAGACUGAUUACGAUAGGAUAUUUGGCGUCAAAUGUUCCCGCUGCGGAGACCGACUGCUACCUCAAGAAAUGGUUAUGCGAGCCCAACAUCACGUGUAUCAUUUACCAUGUUUCAUAUGUGUGGUAUGUUGUCAGCCACUUCAAAAAGGGGAACAAUUCGUAUUAAGAGCAGGACAACUUUUUUGUAGACAGGACUUUGAAAAGGAAUUGUACCUUAUGCAACAAACCCACAGCGGAGACGAAGAUCUUAUGGAAGAGGGUAGGCCGAGGGACGGCAGAAGAGGACCUAAAAGACCAAGAACUAUUUUAACAUCAGCACAACGGCGACAGUUUAAAGCUUCUUUUGAGGUCAGUCCAAAGCCAUGCAGAAAAGUUCGAGAGGCGCUCGCCAAAGAAACCGGAUUAAGUGUCAGGGUAGUGCAAGUCUGGUUCCAAAAUCAACGGGCCAAAAUGAAAAAAAUACAAAGGAAACAGAAGCAAGAUGACCGGAAAUCACCUAGUGAUAAGGAUAAAAGUGAGAAGGACGAGAAAGCGAUCAAGCAAGAAUCGAGUCCUUCGAGUAGCGAAUUCGGAAUGGGUCUUGGGUUUGUGAAUAGCGGUAAACCCUUGAACCCAAAUAUGCCAUAUUCGCCCGACGACAACUACCCAGCCCACUCAGGAGAAUCUUUUUGUAGUUCAGACAUAUCCCUUGACGAUAGUACAAAUUUCGAUCAGCUCGACGAAGGAACUUCGGACACCAUGUCGAUUCAAAACAUGGAUUUGCAAUCGCAGUCACAUCACCACGAGAAUUCGACUCCUGGUACCGUAACGAAUCCGAUCGAUAAGCUUUAUCUUAUGCAAAAUUCCUAUUUUAGUGGAGACCAUUGAAACUCUCGUUAUAAAAAUGGUGCAAUUUUGGAGUCAGAUUCGCUAAAUUUUAUAUUAAUGUUUACAGAUAAUGCAAAAUAACAUAACAUUCGGGGUAUCUUAAUUUCGAGGCUUUCCAAAGUUAAAAUAAAAUUAUUUUUUUCGGAUUUAUUUAUAAUUGGCCAGAAUAUUUUGAUUUCUUAAACAUCAUAUUACACAACUUUACCCUGCAUACCAGAUUAUGACGCAUAUUUUACUAUUUUUGCGAAGAGUAACUCACUUUGAGAUAUUCUCGUAUUAAAUUGUUAAUGGUUCCAAACAUCCUUUACAAAGUAUAUUAAGAUUCUAUAA
Molecule: messenger RNA, 1756 nt
Organism: Anthonomus grandis grandis
Lineage: Eukaryota; Metazoa; Arthropoda; Insecta; Coleoptera; Curculionidae
Gene: Lmx1a
Product: LIM homeobox transcription factor 1-beta.1
Exons: 6
Coding region: 254-1426 (390 amino acids)
Biological process (GO): neuron differentiation; regulation of transcription by RNA polymerase II
Cellular component (GO): nucleus
Molecular function (GO): RNA polymerase II transcription regulatory region sequence-specific DNA binding; DNA-binding transcription factor activity, RNA polymerase II-specific
Source: RefSeq, a predicted model, not a curated record